UGAUGAUAUCCACAAUAUCUAUCUACAUGUGUCUGUUUGUGUCUGAGUGUUUUUCCCAAUCAAUUUACACCUGAAGUCUGCGAUGCCAUCAAAGAAGCCAAAACGUGGUUCAUUACCACCGGAAGACGAAAAUCACAUGCAACAAAGUUUCCUUACGAAAGUCAUAAACAUCUUCCAUUUCAUUUUGUUUGUAUGUUAUGGGUUGUUGUCAACUGCUUGUAGCGCCCUUAAAGGAUACUGGAGAAUUAUACAGCCCCAGAAAAAAAAGGACAUCUCACAGGAAAUUAUUCUGGUGACAGGAGGGGGUCGAGGACUUGGCAGAAGACUCGCUCUGGAAUUUGCAAAACAUUCACCGAAACAGAUAAUACUGUGGGGCCGUCAUCUAGAAUCCCUCUCCCAGACUUGUGCAGAUGUGUGUGCACUGGGAGUCCCUUGUGUUUAUAUGCAGUGUGAUGUUAGCAACAAAGAAAAUAUUGACCAACAGGCAAGUAUAUGUCAAGAGAGAUAUGGUCCUGUUAGUAUUCUGGUAAACAAUGCUGGAGUGAUGUAUGGAGGGAAAGUCUUGGAACUUGCAGUGGAAGAUAUUGAAAUGUCUUUCAAAGUUAAUGUUUUGGCACAUUUCAGAACAAUACGUAGUUUCUUGCCAUCCAUGCAAGAAAGAGGCCAUGGACAUAUUGUCACGAUUGGUUCCUGUUUGGGAUUGAUGGGAAUCAACCAAACCAGUGCAUAUGCAAGUUCCAAACAUGCAUUGACUGCUUUCUCAGAAUCUCUGUCCUACAUUGCUGAAAGUUCUGGAUAUUCCGGUGUGAAGACAACAAUGGUUUACCCUUUCCAGAUUGACAAUGAAAUGUUUGCUGGUUGCAUCAGCAGGUUUCCCAAGAUCUUUCCACUCAUAAAUGAAGAAUAUGUUGCUAAGAAGACAGUCGAAGCUACUCUGACCAACACGUUUUCUUUGAUAAUUCCACAGCAUCUCACAGCGAUUUUCUGGAUGAAAACAAUUAUUCCUGUGGAAGUGACAAGUUUGGUCAGUGACUUUUUCGGAAUUACAUCAGCAAUGCAGACUUAUAAAGGGAACGAAAAGCAAUGUGCUUCCAAUAAUGGACAAGAAAAGAAAAAGACCAAAUAUUAAAAUUUAGUUCAAUAUUUCCAAUUCCUGCCCGAAUUUUACCAUGUACUAUACAUAUAUAUGUAUACCUCUAUUAAAUAUUUACCACAGAUUAAAAGACAAAAAAGAAGUCUUCUGGACAUACACACUUUCAUACACAAAAAUUUACACAUAAGCAUAUACAUACAUGUACACAUAAGCAUAUACUUACAUACUAACAUACACACACACAUAUAUAUAUAUAUACAUUGUCAGUAAAUCAUAAGUCCAAAAGCGAGACAGCUAUGGCUCAAUUAUAGCCAGGUAACUCUAUAAACUGGCCAUAACUGUCUUGAUCUAAAUACAUAUAUGGUGAUUGCUCCAUUCCACAGAUGAUUAUUGUCUCCUUGCUGACUUUCCAUCCAUGACUUCUCAGAUGACAAAUGAGGUUACCAUAAAGAGACAUCUGUACGUCAUUGGAUUAUAGUGAUAAGCACUUAUACCAGACGAGUACCACUGUCUGAGCCUCUGUAACUAGUCCUUAGAGACAGGCCAAAGCGAGAUGAUUUGUGACCAUGUGACACUGCAGGUUUCACAUCAGAGUGUCUCUCUCUCUCCUGAAAAGAUGUUGUGAUAACAGUUAGGAGUCCCUCACUCCCGGUGGUUUCACUACGCAACCUGAUGGAUCGUCAUCACAUCUGCUAGUUAACCCAUAGCUGGGAUCCUGGCAGAGGCUACUAGUCCAGGCUAGAAUAGACCUGGAAAUGAUAGAAGUAAAGAGGUGGUCUCACACUCCUCAAAAGCCUGGAAUUCUCAAACCAAGGCUCCACUAUUGAUGCAGUUUAAAGUCAUAUCUAAGACAUAUAUAUAUGUAUUUAUAUACUGAAGGUGAUAAAUUGAAUAUUGAUUUAAUUAACAUCAAUUUAAAACCAGUGGUCUAGUAUAUAAAAAAAUCUGAUAAUUCAGAAAAAUUGUAUUACAUGCGUAUAAGAAGGGAUGACCACUAAGUGGACAUCCAAUAUGCAAGAAAGAGGUCAUCAACGACCCAACUAGUGUUUGCUGAAUUUUUUUUUCUGGAGAACAUCAUUUUUCUUUGUGGUUGGGUCGUUGAUGACCUCUUUCUAGCAUAUCAAAUGUCCACUUAGUGGUCAUCCCUUCUUAUACACACACACACAUAUAUAUAUAUAUAUAUAUAUAUAUAUAUAUCCUUUAAGUUCAUUUACACUAAACAUGUUGAAUAUGCUUAUGAAAGUUCCUAUUCUAUUAUGCUAGUUACAGCCUCUAACGAUGCUAGCUGGUGAUACCAGUUUUUUGGGGUUACACUGAGCUGUGCCAAUAUAAUCUAAGAUAAAUAUAAUAAUAACAAUAAUCUUUGCAUGGAAUUUAUAAAUACUUCAAUGCAUCACUAUGUGCGUUUCCACAAAUUCCAUGUUUCUUAAGAUCAUAGUCCAUAUUCCUGGGAUGAUUUCAGCACAGUCAGCAAUAUCCAUGGAUAUCAGGUGGUUAAUGGUCAUGCAUUCAUUUCUUCAAGUAUUAAAAUAUUUAAUUUCAUUUAAGGAUUAUUGUUAUAAUCAUUAUUAUAUGAAUCUCUGUGUGUGUGCAUGCAUGUGUGUGUUUGUAUAUGUAUACACUCGCAUAUAUAUAUUCUUUUACUUGGAGUCAUUUGACUGUGGCCAUGCUGAAGCACUGCCUUGAUAUUAAUAAUCGGCAGAAGUUUCAGAAUCACUCAAAGAUCGAGAGUUUCAUGCCCUGGUACUUAUCAUUAAACAUAAAGUUCUUGGGCUUUGAGUCACUCUGUAAGUUCUGCCAAUUAUUAAUAAUAAAAAUAUAUAUACUCUUUUGCUGUGUCUGGGGAGAGUCAUUCUCUUUUAAUGCCUUAUAAUUUAACACACUCACUGGCAAUUAUAUGGCAUAGCAAUUAUAAGGCACUAGAAGAGAAUGACUCUCCCCAGACACAACAGAAUAUGCUUCAACACACAAACUCACAUAAAGAAUCUGGCAAACCAAAACCAAAAACGAAAGAAAUAUACUCUUGUUUUCAGUUCUACUUUCCUGUUUGCAUCACCAAACACACACACACAGACACACACACACAGACACACACACACAGACACACACACACACGUAUUGAUUUGAUACUUGUUUAUUGUCAUGCAAUAAAUUCUUGGCUCUUGAGUCACUUGUGUAGCUUACUACUAAUAAAGCAUAGUAAAAAGAGUCAUUACAUAUAAGUAUACAUAUAAUAAUAUAAAUAAUAUAUGUAUAUACACACACACACACACACACACACACACACACACACACACACACACAAGUAGGGGCUGAACAGUUUCUGGCUUUGAGUAAAAGGAAAAAACAGGAGGAUCAGUUAAUUAUGAUUUUAUUCCACAUAUUCCCCUUCUCAGAUUCACACACUUAUUGCAGUGGUCCUUCAGUUUUUCUAAGUCCUGUAAAAGAACUCGGAAGGUUGAGCCUCCAGCCAGGUCUUUCACGAUGCCCUUAAAGCCAGAAACAUUUCAGCACCCACACGUAUAUUUUAUAUAUAUAUAUAUAUAUAUAUAUAUAUAUAGUGCUAAAAAGUUCUUGGCUUUGGGCUAAAAGAAAAUACGAAAAUACAGAAAAAUCAGUUAAUUAUGAUUUUAUCCAACAUAUUCUCCUUUCAGAUUCAUACACUUAUUGUAGUGGACCUUCAGUUUUUCUAAGCCCUGUUUAUGAACUCAGAAUGUUGGACCUCCAACCAGGCCUUUAGUGAUACCCUUAAAGCCAGGAACUUUUCAGUGGUAAUUGAAUAAAUCCACUUUCAUGCAAGUUGAAAAUGAAAGCAAAAGCAAAGUCAAAUUUAUAUUUCAAUAUUUCAAGCAUAAAAACUCUUUAUCAAACUUACCAAAAAAAAAACAAAUGGAGGCUGAACUGACUCUCUACUGCACAGAUCAGAAAUUACGAAGUGGUUAUUUUAUGAAUGCCAAUAUUGAAGGACACUAGUGGCAUGAAGAGACCAAUAAUGUUAAAUCAGCUAAUUAGUGUCAUUUAGGCCAUAUCUGGUAUUGCUAAUGAGUAAAUUUUGUUUCAUUAAUAAGAAUGACUUUAAAAAGCUCUGGGCUUUCCUCUCUCCUACUCUCACUCUUUCCACCUGUAUGUAUAUACUUCUGUAUGUACAUGCAUGUCUGUGUGUGUGGUCUAGUGGUGGUGGUGGUGGUUGUUGUUGUGUGUGUGUGUGUGUGUGUGUGUGUGUGUGCAUUUGCCUCUCGCACCAGAAAGAACUGUGCAAGCUCUACAUUCAAAUCCUCACUGCAGAUUACCUCACUGCCUACAAUAGUUUCUCAAUCAUUUUAAGUGUUAUUGUUUGAAAAAUCAAUUGUUGUUGAUGGAGGUGUGAGCCUCCUUAAGGUUUAUAUUAUUUAUUAAGGUCCCUAAUAAAGGAUAUUGAGUAGCCAUCAUCAAUUAACAUCACCCUUUGGAACUUUUUGGUGUUGAAAGAUCUCUUUCCCCACUUUCCUGCAUCUGUUGUGUAUGCAGGACAGAUUUCACUUCAUGCAUAAGCAGUUUUGACUUUGUUAAGUAGAGUUUAUGCUCCCUUAAAAUAACAUCUGCUGCAAAGUAGUAACUGUCAAAGCAACAAAAAAGAAUAUUGGAAAUUUCAGGAUUAAAGAGGCUAUCCUUAUUAAAAACAGACUGGCUGAUUUAACACUGCCAGUUUGUGCAUGUUGCAGCCACAUCCCCAUUCCCACCCACCUAAAAGUAUUUAAAAAGAAAUUUACUGUUUUGGUACUUAUGAACUGUGGAGAAUAGAAAACAGAGCUAGCUACAUUUCCAUUUUCUUUUAAUAAGAAGAUUUCAUAUAUAAAAUAUUGAAAGAUAAAUAAAAACUAUAAACCCCUUGUUCCUACUUUGCUUUUGUUUUUUUUUUUCACUCCACUUUAAAUUUGCAUCAGUGAUUUUCUUAAAAGACUAUAUGUAAGUGUGUGUGCAGGUGUGUGUGUGUGUGUGUGUGUGUG
Molecule: messenger RNA, 5079 nt
Organism: Octopus bimaculoides (California two-spot octopus)
Lineage: Eukaryota; Metazoa; Mollusca; Cephalopoda; Octopoda; Octopodidae
Product: epidermal retinol dehydrogenase 2
Cellular component (GO): lipid droplet
Molecular function (GO): oxidoreductase activity, acting on the CH-OH group of donors, NAD or NADP as acceptor
Source: RefSeq, a predicted model, not a curated record